Messenger RNA from Rhodofomes roseus, 3077 nucleotides. RefSeq lists its product as uncharacterized. The transcript is spliced from 7 exons. Gene Ontology annotation, cellular component: cell division site; cytosol; septin ring. The record is from RefSeq and is a predicted model, not a curated record. NCBI's taxonomy places the organism in Eukaryota, Fungi, Basidiomycota, Agaricomycetes, Polyporales, Fomitopsidaceae. Gene Ontology annotation, molecular function: molecular adaptor activity; GTPase activity; zinc ion binding. Bases 36 to 2585 code for a protein of 849 amino acids. Gene Ontology annotation, biological process: cytoskeleton-dependent cytokinesis; regulation of DNA-templated transcription.
CCUCGCUACUCCCUCCGGCUCUCGACGUCCCCACCAUGGACGCCGUCGACCACAGGGCACGCCCCGACCAGCUCGUCCACGACGACGGCCCCUACGGCCAGGUCAUGGACGAGCAAGCCGGUCUCCGUCCCUCCCGCCCGACCACCGCAGGCGACGCGGACACCGACCUCCCCGGCUACACCCUCAUGGUCGCUGGGCGUCGCAGCGGCAAGACCUCCUUCCUCCGGCUCGUCCUCGACACCAGCGUCGUCGCCCGCUCCGUCUCGCACGACCAGCUUGUGUCCGUCGCCAAGUUCGUCCAGGGCUGCAGCGGUCACACCUCGCACGUCCGGUCCGCUUCCGUCAACGUCGACCUGGCACCCGCAGAGGGCGAGGACAGCCAGGAGUUCACCCUCACGCUCGUCGACACGCCGUCCCUCGACUUUGUCGACGAUGCCGCGUCCCAGCGCGUGGUCACCGAUAUCCUGCGGUACGUAGACGCGCGCUUCGCGGAAAGCAUCGACGACGAGCGAAUGGCGCAGAGGGGGGACCACCAUGUCCAUCUGUGUAUCUACUUCCUGGAUCCGGACACCAUAGUGCCUCCAUCGGUACCAGCGCCCCCCGUCCCCCUCGUCACCCGGAGCCGUGCUGGGAGCAUGUCCGAGGUUGAGCCCGUCAUACUCGAGCCCCCGGUGACCAACAACCCUCUGCUCUGUCGGCCUGCCCUUCCCGCCGCCGACAUUGCCACCAUCCGGCGGCUAUCGUCGCGCGUCAACGUCCUCCCCGUUGUUGGACGCGCCGACAUCCUGACCAAUGAACGUCUCGCCGCUGUGAAGACGGCCGUGCGGCGCGACUUGGCAGAUGCGGGUAUCGGGUUCGGCAUUUUCGACAUGGACACCUUCCCAGGGUACCCUCAGUACACUCGCCGGGAUUCGUCUGAGAACAUUCCGCCAAAGCUCGAGAAUGGGUAUGGAAGCCAUAUAAACGGUGCCUCGUCGUCAGCGACCUCUCCGCCAUCGCCACCGAUGUCGCCACCUUCCUUCCUGCGCCUGCCCUACGCGGUGAUAUCGCCGGAUAUUUAUUCACAUAGUGACGGCGUUGCUAGACCCGCACCGUCCCGUCACGAACUGACGCUGCAGUACACUCCUUUACAACAGUUUCCUAACCACAAGCAACAGACAUUCGCUAAAAUCGUGCCGGGCAAGUUCAUUCGAAGCUUUAGAUGGGGCUUCCUCGAUGUCAUGGAUACAACACACUGUGACUUUGUACAACUACGCCGGGCCAUCUUUCAUCACAUGCAGACUCUGCAAAAAUACACAAGAGAAUAUCUCUUCCAAAAGUUCAGGGCGGAGACCCAGCCGCCGCUGCCGCAUCCUAUUCCAACUCGGGCGCCCCACGCACAGGUCGUAUUGCCGCCCCGACUUCCCGCUCUUUCUCAGGCGUCUCGCCCCAUCCUUGCUAUAGACACUACGCCGUCUCACGCUACCGUGAAGGGACAACCACACCCGGCUCGCCCGGCAACUAUCUCGCUCAAUGGAGACGCAGUUUCGCGGCCUGCCGGGUCCCCCCAACCGCGUGUCCCCUCGGGGAUCCCUUCGGAAGCCUCUCCGGGAACUGCAACUUCUUCGAGGUCUCAACGGUUGCGCACUAAGAAGAUCACGGUCGCGUGCAAUUUCUGCCGAUCGCGCAAACUGAAGUGCGAUGGCGGCAGGCCUGCCUGCAGUCAGUGCUUCAAACGGUCGAAUCCAUGCGACUACACCGCGAGCCAGAAGGGGCGUGGUGGAAGGAAGGCGCGGAAACAGUUCGGCGGCAGUGAAAGCGAGGGCGAGAGCAUGGAAGACCAGUCCAUGGAUAUGGACAACGUUUCUCAGUCCCCUGAGGUCUCCGUCACGUCGCAUCCGCACUCGCACUCGCAGCCGACCUCGCGUCGGAACUCGAACGUCGGCAUGCUCCUCGGGGAGACGCUUCCACCCCUCAGCAGCGCGAUCGAGCGGCGGGACGAGUCCACAAGCUCGACGACACUUGCGCCCAUCCAGCAGGCGACGACAAGCCUGCGGAAUGUGACACUGACGGAUGCACGCCCGGAGCUUCCGCCCAUUGCCACGCUAUCAGCACCCCCGUCUUCGGCGUCCAAGAGCCUGCCCCAGGAAGAUCCGCCGUCGAUAGGGUCGCUCAAGUCAGAGGACGGUCAGAUGACGGCGCGGAGACGCACGUCCGCCGCGGCGACUGGGAAAACGCGCGCGACCAAUCAUGGCUCGAAGAUCGUGGCUUGCAACGUCUGCAGAGCGCGCAAGACCAGGUGCGACGGGGCGCAUCCAGCGUGUGGCAGCUGUUCGCGGCGCUCGCUGCCGUGCAACUACGUCAACGACCCGGGCACGAGCAGGGCGCGCGGUCGGGCGGCGGCGGCGACGCCAGGCCCGUCCGGCUCGACGUCGUCGCGCUCGUCGCCGUCCGUGCCCGUGCAGUUCAGCACGUCGAACGGGACGACGCGCGGCAUCGGUAUGGUAGAUGGUGGCCCGUCAGAUGGCGGUCACCCGGCGAAGAAAAUGCGGAUGGCAGCCGAGUCUGCGCCCGCCGCUGUGAUGGCGGGUGUGCAGGCGCCUUGAGACUCCGCGGCGAGCCCGCGCGCGAACGCACUUCUUUAGACUUGUUUGAAGGACGCUUGCCUCGUGUGUAUUGUGUAUUGCUCUCAUUCUGCUUUGUUGGGGUAUUUACUCGUCGCUGGGAUGUUUCGAUUGUUGCUUGCUGCAUGGAGCCGCCGCAUGUACUAGUAGUAUAUAUUCGUCGCCGCCGCCACGGUGCGACGCACACACUGACAGACUCGCUGUCGCUUGCUUGGUUUUGUGGAUCCGGUGCCAUUGCCGAUGGGCCGACGUGAUUGUGCAGCCUUCGUCCAGGACUAUGGCGCGGUGUAACUUGAAGGGAGGGUGUGUGCUGUUACCUCAGAAUCUUCCAUUGUGCAGAGUCGUAGUUCAUCAAGCUCAAGUGCCGGGGGAGAGGAGACGAGUAUGUGAUCUUUAGUAUUACUAUGACGGCGAAGUCAGGGUGGUUUGAGGGAUCAAUUUGAAGGAUCUCUACGUGCGCGUAGUCAAUCAAGC